UCAAGUUUCAGUGUUCAAUGCUCAUUGUUCAAAGUUGUAAAAGUCACUGACUUAAUCCUCUUUUAAGGAUGGGAUGACCAGAACUGACUGGAGGAAAUUAAAAGAAGCCAGAAAGCAGAAGAUAAAGCAACUGAAAGAAUUUAAACUCUUGAAGAAACUUGAGAAACAGAAGGCAGAGGAAGAGGAAGCACAGAGAGUUUUGGAGGAAAAAACAGAGCAGAAAGGUCGCCAGUAUACUAUUAGUGUGGCGUUACCAGGGUCAGUACUAGACAAUGCCCAAUCUCCAGAGCUCAGGACAUACUUAGCUGGUCAGAUAGCACGUGCCUGCACUGUGUUCUGUGUGGAUGAAAUUGUCGUCUUUGGUGAACAGGGAGAAGAUGAAAAGAGUGUAGAAGGUGAAUUUCGAGGAAUUGGGAGAAAAGGACAUGCCAAUGUGCAGCUCGCACGGAUUCUGCAGUACCUUGAAUGUCCACAGUGAGUCACUUUGGAGCCGAAAUGAAGCUUUGGUUUUCUUAAAAACUGAGCACUGUAUUUGUCUAGCUCCUCUCAUAGAGUCAUAGAGAUAUACAACACGGAAACAGACCCUUCAGUCCAGCACCCUCAUGCCGA
Rhincodon typus (whale shark) is the source of this 609-nucleotide messenger RNA. Its product is annotated as putative methyltransferase C9orf114 homolog. Gene Ontology annotation, molecular function: miRNA binding. Lineage: Eukaryota; Metazoa; Chordata; Chondrichthyes; Orectolobiformes; Rhincodontidae. The record is from RefSeq and is a predicted model, not a curated record. The transcript has 4 exons. Gene Ontology annotation, cellular component: kinetochore; spindle pole centrosome; mitotic spindle. Gene Ontology annotation, biological process: maintenance of centrosome location; miRNA processing. The coding region runs from base 74 to 478 and encodes 134 amino acids.